Molecule: messenger RNA, 701 nt
Organism: Anopheles coluzzii
Lineage: Eukaryota; Metazoa; Arthropoda; Insecta; Diptera; Culicidae
Exons: 2
Coding region: 142-528 (128 amino acids)
Source: RefSeq, a predicted model, not a curated record
CAUUUUAUUUAGCAAAUUGUGUGUGUUCGCUCGGCGUCGGUUCUGAAAAAUCCAUCACAAUACCCAGCUCCCAUUCACAAUCAAACAAAUAUUCAAUCAUUCUUCUCAAAGUGUUAUCAUCAACCAAACUCAACAAUAGUUAUGGACGUUAAAAACCAUUCGGCGGAUGCAGACGGACCGGCGGCGUAUACAAGUCGGCCGGCAAGCACCACCACCAAAAGGCAACGUCCGGCGGCAAAGAUGAAGGAGAAUGCACCCUCGCACGACUACAAUCUGCGGCAGCGGGGCAAAGCGACGGCCGGCCAGAACGACGUGUUCGAGCGCAACUACCAGUACGCCUUCAUCUACAAGGCGAAGCACGAGAAAGCGGUGAAGGAGCAGGAGGAGGCCCACGCCAACUUGCCGCACUUUAAGGCCCAACCGAUGCCGAUCGGGUCGCCGCCGCGCCGUAUCCGGAUGCCCCAGUUCACCAUCCCGCACACGCCGGAGGUGUUGAAGCACCAGAACAAGAAGCAGGCGGAGGAGUGAAGCAAAGCAGGCGUUAGCUUAAGAACCUUAGUUAGGAACCGUGUCCGCCGGUAGGAUUGAUUUGAGCCGGAAGGAAGCUGCUUGAAGGAGAGGAUUGUGUAGAGAGGAUAGCAUAGAUGUGUCAUAUAAAUAGUUUUGUAGAACAAUGCGAAGUACAGCAGUGUGAUAAACGA